Messenger RNA from Fusarium poae, 1182 nucleotides. RefSeq lists its product as uncharacterized. The transcript is spliced from 2 exons. The coding region runs from base 1 to 1182 and encodes 393 amino acids. Lineage: Eukaryota; Fungi; Ascomycota; Sordariomycetes; Hypocreales; Nectriaceae. The record is from RefSeq and is a predicted model, not a curated record.
AUGGAGUACACCGAUUGGAUCACACCGCGCCCUUUUCAAGACGAUCCUGGAUUUAUUGGCAAAGCCUUUGCAGCCCAGAACCGGGAGUCAGGGCUUGAGGAGGUUAUAUGUCGUCUUGCAGCCGAAACUUGGACGAACGCGCAAAUGCAACUGGGUCACCAACUCGAUCGAAACCAAGAGGUUGUUCUCGACACGGAAGAGCUCUGGUUUGGCAAGCGCAAGGUUCUAUAUCGACUUCGAAUGCCGGACAGUUCCCUCUGGAUGGCUCGAUUGCAUAACACGCUGUACGAUAAGACAGCAGUAACGGACUACACAACGCGCAUCACAAACCAAAUACUUUUGUUUGAAAGCGAGGUCGCAACUAUGAAGUUCGUAAAGGAGAAUACGCAAAUCCCUGUCCCUAAAGUCUAUGGAUACGAUUUCACAUACGCAAAUGCACUUGGCACACCCUAUAUCUUUAUGGAGUAUAUCGCCGGAAAGCCUUAUCCAUUUCCUUUUAGCGGACAACGACCAGUCAAGGAAGAUGACUUGGUCAAAAUACACAGUCAGCUGACGAGUUUCGCAUGGCAGCUUUCGAGGCAACCAUUCGAUAAAAUCGGACAGCUUCGAUUUGCUACUGGCGAGAAAAGAGGUGUGGCCAUUGGACCCAUCAUUGAUCGCAAAGAACGGCUCUAUGGUCCUUUCACAUCAUCGAGAACGUUCUACAAAGAACGCGCAAAAGUGGUCUAUGAGUUUGAAAAGCGCCGGAACUUGUCAGGACAACAAUCCAAUGUCGAUGACAGCAUAGACUCUGCAGCGUUACAUGUCCUUGCCGCAGAACACGCAGGCAAGGAAUGUUUCGACUCUGGACCUUUUAUCCUACAACAUGCCGACAUGCAUUGGCAGAAUCUACUGUUUAACGAACAAUGUAAGAUAGUAGGGGUGAUAGACUGGGAAUGGACACAAACAGUUCCGGUGGAUUCUUUCAACUUGCUGCCCUGUAACUUUGCAUCAAAAAUGUUACCGUAUCGAUCAGAAAAUGCCACCCGACAUCAGCAAAAUCCAAUCCAACAGUUUGAGGCUCUUUCAAAGACGGGAGGCGCAGUUAUGGAACGUCAUGUCAUAGAGGCUAUCGUUUCCUUCCAGGAUUCGCCGUCUCAAUACAUCGCUCGAUAUAUGGAAGAGUAUAACUGGCCAGAAUAG